Messenger RNA from Medicago truncatula (barrel medic), 3691 nucleotides. Its product is annotated as kinesin-like protein KIN-12A. The transcript is spliced from 16 exons. The record is from RefSeq and is a predicted model, not a curated record. Bases 141 to 3629 code for a protein of 1162 amino acids. Gene Ontology annotation, biological process: microtubule-based movement. Lineage: Eukaryota; Viridiplantae; Streptophyta; Magnoliopsida; Fabales; Fabaceae. Gene Ontology annotation, molecular function: microtubule motor activity; ATP binding; microtubule binding.
CAUCGCGUGUUAGUAUUUUUCAAAUUCAAACUCAACGGCUAGAACGCUGUUCUCUCUCUCUCUCUCUCUGUUCCAUUUCAAACUCUACUUUCUCUCUCUAGAAUCAACUCCACCAUUCCCGUCGCAAAAAGCUUGCAACGAUGACAGUGAAGAACUCGCCGACUGUACCAAGAAAUUCAAACCCCAAAUCAACGCAAAAGCACAAAUUUAACAAAGAGAACAAACCCCCUAAGCCUCCCUCUUCCCACCAUAACCCUCUCAAACGCAAGCUCGAUGAUACUCUCACUACCUCCUCCGAUUCCGGCGUCAAGGUUAUUGUGAGGAUGAAACCAGUGCGCAGUGAAAAUGACGAAGCAGAUUCCAUUGUUAAGAAAGUUUCCAGCAAUUCUUUAUCAAUCAACGGUCAGGAUUUCACCUUUGAUUCCAUUGCUCACAUUGAUGCUACUCAGCUUGAUAUUUUUGAGCUUAUUGGUGUGCCUCUAGUAGAGAAUUGUUUGGCUGGGUUCAAUAGUUCUGUUUUUGCUUAUGGGCAGACCGGGAGUGGAAAGACCUACACUAUGUGGGGUCCUCCCAAUGCUUUGGCGGUUGAAAAUUCAUCAAUUGAUCAACAAGGAGGUCUCGCCCCUCGUGUUUUUGAGCGACUCUUUGCACGCAUAACUGAAGAGCAAACUAAGCACUCCGACAAGCAACUCAAGUAUCAAUGUCACUGUUCAUUUCUUGAGAUAUACAAUGAGCACAUAACCGAUCUGUUAGAUCCGAAUAAAAGAAACCUGCAGAUUAGAGAAGAUGUUAAAUCUGGAAUCUACGUCGAGAAUCUUACAGAGGAGCAUGUGUUUACUAUGAAGGAUGUAAAUCAGCUUUUGAUAAAGGGAUUGUUAAACAGAACAAUAGGAGCAACCAGUGUAAAUUCUGAAAGCUCCCGUUCACACACUGUUUUUACUUGUGUUGUUGAAUCUCGAUGCAAGAGUAUUGAAGAUCGUAAAAGCAGAUUUAAAACAAGUAAAAUCAAUCUUGUUGAUUUAGCUGGGUCAGAACGACAAAAAUUAACAGGUGCAGCAGGGUACCGUCUGAAGGAAGCUGGCAACAUUAAUAGAUCACUUUCACAACUUGGGAAUCUGAUUAAUAUUCUUGCUGAAGUUUCUCAGACAGGAAAGCAGCGACAUAUACCAUACAGAGACUCGAAGUUGACAUUUUUAUUGCAGGAGUCUCUCGGUGGAAAUGCAAAAUUAACACUGCUUUGCGCUAUUUCCCCUGCGCAAAGUUGUAGGAGUGAAACAUUUAGUACAUUGAGAUUUGCACAACGUGUCAAAGCUAUCAAGAACAAAGCGGUUGUAAAUGAAGUAAUGCAUGAUGAUGUGAACCAAUUGCGAGAAGUAAUACGCGAACUCAAGGAUGAGCUGCAUCGAGUUAAAACAAAGGGUUACAAUCCAAGUGGAGGCCAUUCAGCAGCUUUGAUCCGAAGAAGUUUAUGUUUAUUGCAGCCUAGACUCCAUUACCCGUUAUCACUACCUCAUGUUGAUGAAGAUGGUGACGAGGAGAUGGAGAUUGUCGAGGAUGGUGUUGAGGAUCAUGCUAGAAUUCUCGGCGAUACGAGCAGAGAUUCUGCUGGUUUUUCUGACACUAAGCGAUGCAUUGAUUUUCCUAGUGCUACAAUGAACUGUGAUAACCCUGCUACCCUCGUCGUAAAAUGUGCUACUGACCCAACCCUCAAAUCCCCACCUCCCAGUGUUUCGCCAACAAUCAGCAGCAGCAGAAAGAGUUUGAAGACCUUAUCAAAGCUGUCCCCAUCUCAGAAUAACCUUCAUUGUGAAAGUGACUUAGGCAUGAUGAGUGGCUUGGUCACAAAGACUGUCAAUCAGAAAAGCAUGUCUAAUGCUCUGUCUAGUCUGAAAGCUCAAAAUUUCCUUACUAAAACUGAAAACUUAACAGCUAGCAUCCGGCAUGGUCUUGAAACUAUCGAUAACCACCAUAGCAGCGCAGCUUUUGGGCGUUCAUCGUUGAGGCUCUCAUUGAGACCUGAGGAUUCCAAGCUAACUUUUCCAGUGGAUAAAGUUAAUGUGGGAGUACAGACUUUCGUUGACAAUAAUGCUGGAGAAGAAGAUUCUGUUAUGUUGAACUGUAAUAACUGUAAAAUCAGAAUGCAGCUUGAUGUCAGUAAGAUUGACAACAACUCAAACAUGCAGUUGGUACCUGUUGAUUGCCCUGAGUCUGCUGAUAAACCAAAGAAGCAAGUUCUCAAAGCUGCAGAGAAGGUUUUGGCAGGAUCCAUAAGGAGAGAAAUGGCUCUGGAAGAGUUAUGUGCAAAGCAGACUUCUGAGAUAAUGCAGCUGAAUCACUUAUUGCAACAAUACAAGCAUGAGAGGGAAUGCAAUGCCGUGAUAGGUCAGACAAGGGAAGGUAAAAUCCAGCGCCUUCAGAGCCUUAUGGAUGGUGUUUUACCCACUGAGGAAUUUAUGAGCGAAGAGCUAGUGUCCCUCACUCAUGAACAUGAGGUAAAACUUUUGAAGGAGAACUAUGAGCAUCAUCCAGAAGUUCUGAAGAUGAAGAUAGAGUUAAAAAGAGUACAAGAUAAGCUACAAGAGUAUCAGAAUUUCUAUGAAUUUGGGGAGAGGGAAGUGCUAAUGGAAGAGAUAUGUAAUUUAAGAAAUCAGCUUCAUUUUUAUAUGGACCAUUCACCGGCAAGAAAGGAAUAUCCACUGUUGCAAUUGCCUCAUUCAUCUGAACCUAGAUUGGUAGCAAACCUCACUGCCAAUCCCGAUUCAACCGAAGCUAGCGCUGAAGCAAAUGACAAUCCUGAAUCAACUGAAGAAAGUGCCAAAGUAAAACUUGAACAGGAAAGAAGUGAAUGGACUGAGGCAGAAAGCAGGUGGAUUUCCCUUUCCGAAGAACUCAGAGCUGAAGUUGAAGCUAACAAGUCGUUAGCUGAAAAGAGGAAGCGUGAAUUAGAUGCCGAGAGGAAGUGUUCCAAGGAACUGAAGGAUGCAAUGCAAAUAGCUAUAGAAGGCCAUGCACGGAUUUUAGAACAGUAUGCAGAUUUGGAGGAGAAACAUGUUCAGUUGCUUGAAAGGCAUAGAAAGAUCCAUGAUGGAAUUGAUGAUAUAAAGAAAGCAGCUUCCAGAACAGCAGUAAGAAGUGCAGAGUCUAAACUCAUAACUACCCUUGCAGCAGAAAUUUCAGCAUUAAAAGCAGAAAAAGAAGAAGAAAGGAGAAUCCUAGUAGAUGAAAAUAGAGGGCUUCAGGAUCAACUGAAGGAUACUUCUGCAGCAGUGCAAGCUGCAGGUGAACUGCUUGUACGUCUUAAAGAAGCAGAAGAAGGUGUCAUCACUGCUCAGAAGCGGGCAAUGGAUGCAGAACAGGAAGCUGCAAAGGCCUACAAACAAAUUGAUAAAUUGAAGAAGAAAUACGAGAUUGAGAUUAGUACACUCAAUGAUCUCCUUGCCAAAUCACGUUUGCCUAUGGAAGAAGCAAUACAACCUACUUGUAAUGGUUUUGUCAUGCCUACUGAUUAUGACACCAAGGUAGCAAACAAUGUUAGUCAAUUUGAGCCAUCUUAUAAUGAAGAGGAUGGCGAGCUUGCUAAAUUAAAAGAACAGUCAUGGUUCUCUGGUUCUGACAUAUGCAACAUAUAGAAAAUCACACUUGUGUAAAUAACAGCAAUCUUCUAGUUUGUGCUUUCAUUCAUUCUUGCUGA